UGGUGGUGAUAAUGGCAGUGAUGAUGGUCUGGGUAGUGGUGGUGGUAAUGGCAGUGAUGAUGGUCUGAGUAGUGGUGGUGAUAAUGUCAGUGAUGAUGGUCUGGGUAGUGGUGGCGGUAAUGGCAGUGAUGCUGGUCUGGGCGGUAGUGGUGGUAAUGGCAGAGAUGAUGGUCCUGGUAGUGGUGGUGGUAAUGGCAGUGAUGAUGGUCUGGAUGUUAGUGGUGGUAAUGACAGAGAUGAUGGUCUGGGCAGUGGUGGUAGUAAUGGCAGAGAUGAUGGUCUGGGCAGUGGUGGUGGUAAUGGCAGAGUUGAUGGUCUGGGCAGUGGUGGUAAUGGCAGUGAUGAUGGUCUGGGCAGUGGUGGUGGUAAUGGCAGUGUUAUGGUCUUGGUAGUGGUGGUUGGUGGUGGUAAUGACAGUGAUGAUGGUCUGGGCAGUGGUGGUGGUAAUGGCAGUGAUGAUGGUCUGGGUAGUGGUGGUGGUAAUGGCAGUGAUGGUGGUCUGGGCAGUGGUGGUGAUAAUGGCAGUGAUGAUGGUCUGGGUAGUGGUGGCGGUAAUGGCAGUGAUGCUGGUCUGGGCGAUGAUGGUCCUGGUAGUGGUGGUUGUAAUGGCAGUGAUGAUGGUCUGGAUGUUAGUGGUGGUAGUGACAGAGAUGAUGGUCUGGGCAGUGGUGGUAAUAAUGGCAGAGAUGAUGGUCUGGGUAGUGGUGAUGGUAAUGGCAGUGAUGAUUAUCUGGGCAGUGGUGGUAAUGGCAUUGGUGAUGGUCUGGGCAGUGGUGGUAAUGCCAGCGAUGAUGAUCUGGACAGUGGUGGUGGUAAUGGCAGUGAUGAUGAUCUGGGCAGUGGUGAUGGUAAUGACAGUGAUGAUGAUCUGUGCGGCAGUGAAACUUGA
Molecule: messenger RNA, 889 nt
Organism: Saccoglossus kowalevskii
Lineage: Eukaryota; Metazoa; Hemichordata; Enteropneusta; Harrimaniidae
Product: glycine-rich cell wall structural protein 1-like
Source: RefSeq, a predicted model, not a curated record